AUGGAUAAGACAGCUCUCCUCAUCAUAGACGUACAGUACGACUUCCUGCCUCCCUCAGGCUCAUUGGCCGUUCCAGACGGGCAAGAUAUCUUACCUGUCAUCCACGAUCUGCUUGAUGAAAACAAGUACGAUUGGCCAGUGAUAGUAGCUAGUCAGGACUACCACCCAAGAAAACACAUAUCAUUCGCAUCCACCCACCCACCUCAUAAACCAUUCGAACCUCUACUCGUGCGGGAUGCGAGGGGUACGACCUACCAGCAGACAUUAUGGCCUGAUCAUUGUAUACAAGGUACGAAGGGUACAGAGAUUGAAGAGAGUAUCAAAGAAAAGCUAGAUCAGUGGGGAAGAAAAGUCAGACUGGCAAGGAAGGGUACACAUAUGAAAUUAGAAGCUUAUUCCGCAUUCGAUGGUGAUGCUCACCCCGGAGAACAGAAAUUACCGUCAGAAAGUCCUCUGAGUACAUAUCUUAGGAAACAAGGUGUUGAAAAAGUGGUAAUUGUAGGUCUAGCUACUGAUUUCUGUGUACUUCAAACUGCAUUAUCGGCUAUCUCAGCGUCAUUUGAUACGCUAAUCCUCGGUCCAGCUGUGAGAGGAAUAUCUCCCGAGGACACAGACAAGGCACUUGUAAAAAUACGAAAUUUAGGAGGCAAGGUGAUAGAUCAGAAUGAGGACAAUUGGGAAACUAGGCUGGAACGCUGGUUCAAUUCAUAA
Messenger RNA from Kwoniella mangroviensis CBS 8507, 711 nucleotides. RefSeq lists its product as uncharacterized. The record is from RefSeq and is a predicted model, not a curated record. Bases 1 to 711 code for a protein of 236 amino acids. The transcript has 5 exons. NCBI's taxonomy places the organism in Eukaryota, Fungi, Basidiomycota, Tremellomycetes, Tremellales, Cryptococcaceae.